Molecule: messenger RNA, 4208 nt
Organism: Sander lucioperca (pikeperch)
Lineage: Eukaryota; Metazoa; Chordata; Actinopteri; Perciformes; Percidae
Gene: sonb
Product: protein SON
Exons: 20
Coding region: 61-3006 (981 amino acids)
Biological process (GO): regulation of mRNA splicing, via spliceosome; regulation of cell cycle
Molecular function (GO): RNA binding
Source: RefSeq, a predicted model, not a curated record
GAACAUAGCAAAGGACAGAACAGUUCCUACCCGGACCUGCAAUGAGACGCACACUCAAACAUGGCGGCCAACAUAGAGCAAAUUUUCCAAGAUUUUAUAUUGAAUAAAAUCAGAGAAAUUGAAGACCAGAAUGAAGACAAAACUGCUGCCGAAGGAGAGGGUAAUGGCGUUGAAAUGGUUGGAGCGGAAAAAGCCACUUCGGAGGUAGACAAACAGGACGACUUAAGGGGCAGCGGUUCACAGAAGAAACAAAAGAAGCACAAAAAACACAAAAGCAAGAAGAAGAGGAGAAACCGAGAAAAGGAGGAGGAGAAGAAGAGCAGUUCGGAGUCUGGGGCAGAACUGGAGGGAGGAACCAAACAACAGCCAAGAAGAAGAACGCCAACGGAGGCGAAUAAGGAGCAAGGUGAGGAUAACGAGAGCAAGUCCAGAUGCCACAAGCGGCAUUCAAAAGCAAAGAGGAAGAAGAAGAAGAAGAAGAGGAGGAGGAAAGGUGAAGAGAACUCCUCCGAGUCCGACUCCGAGUUCGUGUCAAAGCAGAGGGAUAGUAAUUGUGGUCAAAGCUUAUUGCCAAGGCGACGAGAGGAGCUUCCUGAUAUCAUCCCAAAACAGGACAGCUCCAUUAAAGGAAGAGGAGAUGAAGAAAGACAUGGCAGGAGGAGUUUUCGUUCCCGUUCACGGUCACAUUCCUAUUCUCAUUCACAUUCCUGUUCAGUAAGGAGGAAGUCUCGGUCUAGAGACCGCCACCGAAGAUCUAGGACUCGCUCCCUAUCCAGUACACAGCGCCACAGGACUCGGUCUAGCUCUUCAGAGAAGAGGGGAGCUUUGGAUGAAUCCAUACAGUCCACCCAAUGUCCUUUAAAAGGCCUCCAGCCACCUGAGCUGGCCUCCGGCCCUACCCGAAGUAACAUCAAAGCACAGGAGCUGACAGAAUCAAGCACAGAGCUGCAGAGCCCUGACCAGAUGGAAAAGCCACCAGAGAACAAAGAAGAUAAAGCAGAUGACUCGACACAAAAACUAGGUUCUGGCGCAGCCCACUCCACGAUGAGCCAAUCCAUAUCUACUGAACCUGACCAGACCACUGAGCUCAACUUGCCUCAGCUUAAAGCAUCAACAUACCCGAGUACAUCCGACACUAAUGCUAAAUCACCAGCAAAGAUGAAGAGGAAACCAUCCAAGUCCCCACAGAGGAAAAAAGAAGCAAAGUCAUCAAAGAGGCAGAAAAGAUCGAAGUCACCAUGUAGGAGCCACAGGAGGGGAUCUAGAUCCAGGAGUCCUUUAAAGAAGAAGAGAUCACGGUCGAGGUCAGGGGGGCGGCGGUCGCGGAGGUCGCGCUCACGGUCGGUGUCAAGGGGUCGGAGGAGGGCUACAUACAGCCAGAGGGACCGCUGGAAACGAGAGCCAAGUCACUCCCCUGUACUCAUCCUCCGCAAAAAUAGAUCCCCCGCUCGGAAACUCUGCAGUUCGAGCAACAGCCCACAACGCAUCAGUGAACUGGAUAAGGACCAGUUGUUAGAAAUCGCCAAGGCCAAUGCUGCCGCCAUGUGUGCCAAAGCAGGAAUGCCCAUCCCUGCCAGCCUGAGGUCUACAGUGCUUCCCCUGUCUCUGCCCAGUAUGGCCAUGAAUGCUGCUAUGGCCAGUAUGACGGCUGCCACCAUGACAGCGGCAUUGUCCAACAUGGGCAUGUCGUCAUUGCUCCCGUUGCCCUCCAUUACCAAUAAGCCCCCUCCUGUCUCAACGCAACCCAACACUGCUGCUUUGGAGGAAGUGAAGAGGAAAGUAGCGAAGCAGGCCAACAGCAUCAGCAUUAAGGAGUUUACUGAUAAAUGCAAGAUGAUUGUGGACAGCAAAGGAGAGCUGCCGGUGGCAAUGCCUCAUGUCUCAGACGAAGAGGAUGAUGGGAAGCCUUUUGGAGGAUCAGCUCUUCGAGAGCAAAAAGCCAUCAGCUUCAGCAUCAACAACGCCACAGUACGGCCAGCAGUGCGUAGCGACGCAGGCAUGGCCAAGGAGUUUCCUGUGUCUUCAGGAUCCCAACAUCGUAAGAAGGAGGGCGAGGCGCUGGGGGCCUAUGGAGAAUGGGUUCCGGUCGACAAAACAUCAGACAAAGCUGCAGCUGCCUCCAGAAAAGCCGUGACCACUGUUCCCACAGCGACAGCUACCUCAUCAUCAGGUGAAACGAAGACAGCACCAGGGACAACGGAGGUUGUCGAACAGCCCGUUUGUGUGCUAGAUAAUGACAGCGUUUUUCCUGACCCACUACUGCAGCCAGUAGAUAUUUCUCAGGCUGUAACUGAGAGAAUCAAAGCUCAGAGGCGAUUGGCUGAGAACCCCUAUGAUGUCAAUGCCAUCUGCAUGCUCAGCCGGGCACAAGAGCAGGUGGAUGCGUGGGCCCAAUCCAAUACUGUCCCUGGCCUUUUCACUGGUUCGACUGGAGCCCAGGUCCUCAGCUCGGAGGAGCUUUCUACCAGCGGACCACAAGCAUGGCUGAAGAAGGACCAGUUCCUCAGGGCAGCUCCAGUAUCAGGGGGUGUCGGGGAGUUCCUGAUGAGAAAGAUGGGCUGGAAGACAGGAGAGGGCCUAGGGAGGAACCGCGAGGGCACCGUGGAGCCAAUCAUAAUUGACUUCAAGGUCGAUCGCAAAGGACUAGUUGCUGAAGGAGAGAAGCCACAGAAGCAGACAGGAGGACUGGUGGUAACCAAGGAUCUAAUGGGGAAGCACCCGGUGUCUGCUCUCAUUGAGCUGUGUAACAAGAGACGGAUAAUGCAGCCGGACUUUGUCAUGGUGCAUCACAGUGGUCCUGACCACCGAAAGAAUUUCCUCUUCAAGGUCACAGUGAAUGGCGUGGACUACCAACCCCAAACAGCUAGUCCCAAUAAGAAACAUGCCAAAGCCAUGGCAGCUACAGUUGCACUGCAGGCUCUGGGAGAGGUUCCUGUUGAUGGACCAGGACUCUACACUGGCCCUGUCUUCACUGCUGCGUCUACUGGCCCCCUGUUUUCUACAUAGACAUCCACACAAUAGAGGGACUGACACAUUCUACACAGUUCAACUGUUUGACUAUAUUCUCUCUUCAGUCGUGGGACAUUGACAGAAAGGGAUUUUUGAGUCCCGCUAAAUAACCGGUCCAUCAUUUCCACUCUGGUCACUUAUUUAUACAGUAUACUAAGAACUGAACAAAUACUCUAGGCACAGGACAGUGAGAACCACGAAGACCAGUCUGGCUUCAGGUGACUCUGAGUAUCUUUGUAUCGAAGCCACCUGUGACUGAAUUUAUACCCUUCAAAGUCACAUUUUCUUUUAAACUACGUUCCUGACAGUGGCAAAUAUUUUUUUGCCGGGUUUUUAGGAUUGCGAAAGAGUCUCCAUCAUAUUAAACGUGGAUGACAUGUACAGUAUGUAUGUAUAUAUGUAUGUAUGUAUGAUAUAGUAGCAUUUUAGUCUGAUAUAUAUUAGCUGACCAAUACUUUAGUAUAACCCUAGAACAGACACACGUUUCACAGCAAUGGAUUUGUUGUUGGUCACUGACAUUGGAAAAAAAAUGAACAAUGUAUCUGUAAAUGCCUGUGUCCUGUUGGUUAACUUUUCUGUUGGUCCUGAUAUUACAUUUGUGGCCUGGCCUCUUUCUAAAAAAAAAAAAAAAAAAAAAUUGUUUCUCAUACAAGAGGCUUUUAAAUUUUAUGGAACUAACCCUCUAAAAAUGUGUAAACUGAAUAAAGAUUAUAUUUAUGUUAUGUAGUAGAGGAAGCCAAAAUGUGUUUUUUGGCAAAAAUGCCUAUGUUUAAUGUGAUUUAAGCUUCUUAUCAGUGUCACCGUUUAUACAACUUAGCAGGGUGCUCACCUCCAUUUCAGCCCUCCAGUACACACACACGAGUUGUGUCAGCUGCUUCUUUUCACUCGCCGGUGAAGAGAUUCACUGGGAGUUGAAAAUGCAUUUGUGGGAGAUUUUCCCACAAGACAAGUACCCUAAUCAACCAGCAGGAGUCCAUAAUGCAAUGACAUCAUCUCUCACCAUCUUCCCAUCUGUAAACACUGCCAGAUGUUUUAAGAUCUUCUCAGUAAGGAGCACUACUGCUGAGCAUUGAAGCUGGGUAUCUGCUGUGGUUGGCAAGUGCUGACACCCAGUCCACUGAUUGUGUAAAGUCAUAAUUUACUCUUGUAUUCUGAUGAAAACUGUGAUUCCCACACAAAAUGUUUUACCCAUGGGCAGU